AUGCUUGUGCUUAGGUACGGCACGCACGUUCUCACCGACGUGGAGGCCGGGGCCGCCUUGGUGCGGGAGGACCAGGUGAGGCGGGAGCUGGUGGACAGCGAAGCCCGAGACAAGAUCAACAUCACGUACGCCGCCUCGGCCUUGUUUUUCCACGCGGUCAACGCUGGGGACGGGCUUUCCUGGCAGGCGCAGAGCCGGCUUCUCCAGAACUACGUGCGGAACACGGUGGCCUCCAAGAUGCACAGCCACGGCGGCGUGCCCUUCUACCCGGGCAUCACCCUGCAGAAGUGGCAGGAGGGCAUCGGACGCCGGCUGGUGGCCAUCGGUAGGUCGGGCCCGCCCCUGCCGGUGCUGCUCCAGCCGGAGGCGCUGCCCGAGCUCCCCGCGCCCGCCGUGCGCCGCGCCACCCACCGCUACUACGCGGUCAACACGCGUCCCGGAUGCUUGAAGCUUGGGGCUCCCACCUUCGACCCCCAGGCCAAUGUGGACGAUGGAUCUUGCGGAGGCCGCCGCCGCGCCAACUUCAGCUUCGGGGGUGUCUUCCAGGAAUGCGACGCCGUGUCCGGGCGGCACGCCGAUCACCUCUGCCGGGCCUAUCGCAUCCCCAACCCGCUCACCGGCAGAGCCUCUUGCCCGGCCAACUACACGGCCAGCGCCCUGAUCAGCGGGCUGAAGAUGUGGAGCGAGGCCGGUCCUGAGUGCCAGCAGCGCCGCCGGAGGUGCUGGCUCUUCUUCCGAUGCUGCUGGACAGUGUGCGCCCCCCAUGAGCAUCGGAGCGCCGCGAGCCUGGCUGCCUCCUGGUGCGCGCCCUCGGGGCCCUCCCUGCCCGCCCCUGCGGGCCUCCUCUUUGGAGGCCUGUAUAGCCCUGGCAACCCAAACCCGCUCACUGGGUGCCAGGCCUGCCCCUCCCACUUCUACCCACUGACACUCUUUGGCGACCUCAAGGUCUGUGUCAGUAGCGACUCAGAGCUGGGUACAGCCCCGGCAGUCCCCUUUGGGGGUUUCUUCAGCUGCCAGGCGGGCAACCCCUUGGCUGGCCUUGUGAAGGGCCAGAGCCCUGGGCUCAUGAAGGAGGUGUUCUACCAGGACAGCCCCACGGAUUUCCCCAUGAAAUGCCCAGCAGGGUACAGCCAACACCAGGCUUACCUCAGCGAUGGCUGCCAAAUCCUCUACUGCCUCAGGGCUGGGGCCCUCUUGGACCAGGAGCAGGCAGCUGUUCGGAUGCCCCCAUUUAUUCCCUGCCUCACCCCCCCCACCUUCCUCAACAGAAGCAGCGCCCACAGGCUCUCUGUCCUGGUUGGCUCCAGUGGUCAGCAGGUCUGGAUGAGGCUGCAAGGCUCCGACCGCUGGCAGCAAGCCAAUAUUAAUGACCCAUCCCUGUCAGCCAAGCUUUUGAGCCAGGCUGGCUUGGGACCCAGCGUUGGGGCCAUUGUUGGCUCCUGGGUGGGUGCCAUGGUGGCCUUGGUGGCUCUUGUUCUGGGGGACCUGACCUACUUGUGGAUGAUGAAAUGA
Balaenoptera musculus (blue whale) is the source of this 1512-nucleotide messenger RNA. RefSeq names its product macrophage-expressed gene 1 protein-like. NCBI's taxonomy places the organism in Eukaryota, Metazoa, Chordata, Mammalia, Artiodactyla, Balaenopteridae. The transcript has 2 exons. Bases 1 to 1512 code for a protein of 503 amino acids. The record is from RefSeq and is a predicted model, not a curated record.